This is a messenger RNA of Nanorana parkeri, 921 nucleotides long. RefSeq names its product taste receptor type 2 member 39-like. Lineage: Eukaryota; Metazoa; Chordata; Amphibia; Anura; Dicroglossidae. Gene Ontology annotation, cellular component: membrane. Gene Ontology annotation, biological process: G protein-coupled receptor signaling pathway; sensory perception of taste; detection of chemical stimulus involved in sensory perception of bitter taste. The transcript is spliced from 2 exons. Bases 1 to 921 code for a protein of 306 amino acids. Gene Ontology annotation, molecular function: bitter taste receptor activity; G protein-coupled receptor activity. The record is from RefSeq and is a predicted model, not a curated record.
AUGGCGGCUGAAGGCAUCUCAAGGACUUGCUUUUAUCUGUUAAUAUCAGAAGCGGUCACUGGAAUAGCUACAAGUCUUUUCAUCAUGUGGGCAAUUUUCAUGGAGGUUUCCAUUGGUGUAGACAUGAGGACCAAAGACAAAAUCCUAUUACCGCUAAGCUUCUCCCAUACAGUUUUUACUGUUUUGAUGCUGGUCAACGUUUGUCACAAGUUCUUCCUGUUGAGUUUGACUAUCUACAUGAGAUCUUUAAUUGCCAUAUUGAGUUCAUAUUGUAUUUGGUCUGGAACAAGCCUCACUCUUUCUAUGUGCUUCUUCCACUUUUUUAAACUUGUUCAGUUCAGAUCCAGUCUCCUCUCCCUGGUCAAGAUGAAGGUUGAUAUUCUAAUUCCAUGGAUGAUAGUGGUGGUCGUGGUGGCUUCUCUAUGUGGCAGUGUCCUAAAUGUCCUUCUAAGUAACGACAUCCAGCAGGGACCUUCCUUCAACAGUUCUGUCUCCCCUCCGUCCAACAUGACUGGAGAGAAUUCCCUCCUGAUGAUAUUCUUCCAAAUGUACCUGGAAAACUUUGACUGGCUUCUCCUAGUGAUAUUCUUCACUGCCUUAACCAUGGCCUCCAUAGCCUGUCAUGUCUAUAGGAUGGGAAAAUCCCCAUCCUCUGGCAAUUCCAAUGUCAAGGCUCUAAAAGUUGUAAAAUCAGAGUCGAGUUUUCUGCUUUUUUACAUCAUCUUCUCUGUUGUGAUGGCUGUUAUAAUGGCUGAACGUAUCUAUAUUCAACAUCUUGGGGAAUGUAUUUAUGAUGUCUUUCUAUUUGCCUUCCCCACUCUGCAUUGUGUCCUUAUAAUUCUCAGUAAUCCCAGCUUGAGGGUCGUUUGCUUUGUGAUUGGUCAGAAGGAUACUGAGGCUGACAUGCAACUGCAGCACUAA